Molecule: messenger RNA, 102 nt
Organism: Plenodomus lingam JN3
Lineage: Eukaryota; Fungi; Ascomycota; Dothideomycetes; Pleosporales; Leptosphaeriaceae
Source: RefSeq, a predicted model, not a curated record
AUGCAACCCUCGCAGAACCUUGCUCCUCCGUUCCUACUGCCCACACGCUGCCACACCUAUAGUCCAGCCAUGAAGACCAACGUGCACAAGCGGGAAAGCUGA